Molecule: messenger RNA, 2066 nt
Organism: Selaginella moellendorffii
Lineage: Eukaryota; Viridiplantae; Streptophyta; Lycopodiopsida; Selaginellales; Selaginellaceae
Product: probable plastidic glucose transporter 1
Exons: 12
Coding region: 98-1681 (527 amino acids)
Biological process (GO): monosaccharide transmembrane transport
Cellular component (GO): membrane
Molecular function (GO): hexose transmembrane transporter activity
Source: RefSeq, a predicted model, not a curated record
CGAGAGAGAGAGAGAGAGAGAAAGGUGCCAAAGCUGAGAUGUCAUUGUUUCCAUAUGAUUUAACCAGCUCUCGGACUUUCGAGGCAAAAUCUUUUUUAUGGCAACACUGUGCACUCUAGCUCUCCAUUCCAAGGCCUUAGUCUCGUCUCCUUCCUUGUUUUCUUCUAGAAACUUAACCGGAUUUAGGUCCAGAAGGAGGAGCUUUGGAGCAGUGCCCAAUGCGAAGAUUGGCGAGGAGGACAAGACGCUAUCAUCGAAACAAGCUCGUUCUUCUUCUUUAGAAGAUGUUUCGAAGACAACCAAGCCGGAGAGUUCCAUCGAUUUGGGCGAUCCGGACUUCGGAUGGGUUCCUGUUUUGCCGCACGUACUCACGGCGGCCAUGGCGAACUUCAUGUUUGGUUACCACAUUGGUGUUAUCAAUGGACCGCUGGAAUCCAUUGCCCGGGAGCUUGGCUUUGACGGGGACACCAUAAUGCAAGGCUUCGUGGUGAGCAUUUUCAUUGUGGGUGCGUUUGCUGGGAGCGUAAGUGGUGGUGUUCUAGCGGACAAGAUUGGACGACGUAGAACUUUCCAGCUGGAUAUGAUCCCGCUCGUCCUGGGGCCUGCUAUCAGUGCGAAUGCUCACACAGUUAACGAAAUGCUCAUCGGCCGGGCUUUGGUGGGGCUCGGCAUUGGGAUCAACACUUCGCUCGUUCCUCUCUACAUUUCAGAGAUAUCUCCCACAAAGUAUCGAGGCGCCUUGUGUAGUUUAUGCCAGAUUGGUACGUGUACCGGGAUUAUAGUCUCUUUGCUCCUUGGAAUUCCAGCACAAACCGAUCCUCACUGGUGGAGAGAAAUGUUUUGGAUUGGCUCGGUUCCUGCCGCAUUGCUCAUCGUUGCAAUGCAGUUCGCCGUGGAAAGCCCUCGUUGGCUCGCAAGAAACGGACAAUGGGAAGAGGCACUUUCCACGAUAAAAAAACUGUGGGGUGAGGCCGAAGUGGAGCAAGCGAUCCAGGAGCUGAAAAGAUCCAGCGACGUAGAUGGCGAGAAAGAUCAAGCAUCGUGGGGAGAACUCCUGCUCGCACAAAACCGAAAAGUGGCACUCAUAGGUGGCUCCCUCUUCUUCCUUCAGCAGUUCGCGGGGAUUAACGGGGUUUUGUAUUUCUCGUCCUCGACUUUCCACGACGCUGGGAUUAGCGAUGGAUUAACAGCCAGCGUCGCCGUUGGCGUUGUCAACUUUGCGGGGGCGCUGGUAGCAUCGUCUCUCAUGGACAAACAAGGACGGCGAAAGCUCUUAAUGAUCAGCUACACUGGCAUGGCGAUCUCCAUGGCUGUGCUCGUAGUGGCAUUGGAGGCCCCCAUGGACGACUCCAUAGCGCACUUACUUUCCGUGAUUGGAACACUCACAUAUAUGUUUACCUUUGCUCUUGGAGCUGGGCCAGUGACAGGUAUUAUCAUCCCCGAGCUAUGCACGACAAGAAGCCGAGCAAAGAUCAUGGCUUUUAGCCUGUGCGUGCAUUGGGUGUCCAACUUUUUCAUCGGCUUGUUCUUCCUGACCGCGAUUCAAGCGUUUGGCCUUCCAGCGGUCUACACUGGCUUCGGUGCCGUCUCCUUGGCCACCGUCGCCUUUGCAAACAGCUUCAUCAUCGAGACCAAAGGCAAAUCGCUCGAGGAGAUCCAGCUUCUCAUAAAUCCAGACUAGCGAGCAUAGACAAAAGCUUGAAACAAAAACACUUUAAAGUGAGCUAACAAACAAGGUACGCUUCUCGCUAUAACUUGAUCGGCCACAUCGAUCGAAGAAAUCCAAGUUUUGGAAUUCUCGGCAGGCAAGGCUCACGCCUCGAUUGGUUUCCAGCGAGUGGCAUAAAGAUGAUCCCGGGAAGCGUCCACGCUGCUGGAAACAAACUUGCUACUACGAAGAAUGGCCAUGAGGCUCGUACGUUAUGCGGCUUUAAUAGACAAGGAGGACCACUCUACGGACACAAAAAAACGUCCUUGUGGAAUUAUAUCUUUCUUUUUCCUCUUUUUUCAAAAUGUAAGCUUCUCUUUCUCCAUCCGUCGAGGUCGAGAACUUUGACAAGGGAAAA